Molecule: messenger RNA, 2055 nt
Organism: Perca flavescens (yellow perch)
Lineage: Eukaryota; Metazoa; Chordata; Actinopteri; Perciformes; Percidae
Gene: zpld1a
Product: zona pellucida-like domain containing 1a
Exons: 10
Coding region: 1-1242 (413 amino acids)
Source: RefSeq, a predicted model, not a curated record
AUGGAACAUAUAUUUCUGAUUAUUUUAGUGUUUAGUAAGGUCUUAUCAUUUGGAGCUCAAUUCAAUGGAUACAACUGUGACGCCAACUUUCACAGCCGCUUCCCCGCGGAGAGGGAUAUCAGUGUGUACUGUGGGGUGCAGACCAUCACCCUCAAGAUAAACUUCUGCCCUGUCCUAUUUUCUGGCUACACUGACACCGACAUGGCCCUUAAUGGUCGCCAUGGAGAUGCCCACUGCCGCGGUUUCAUCAAUAACAACACCUUUCCCACUGUAGUAAUCUUUAGUAUCAGCCUGGCAACUCUGGAGUCUUGUGGCAAUUCCCUGGUGGUCUCCACAGCUCAAGGACCCAACGCUUAUGGGAACCUGUCCCUGGUGCAGAUUGGAAACAUAUCAGGAUAUAUCGACACACCAGAUCCCCCCACCAUUAUCAGCUACCUGCCAGGUCUGCUGUACAAAUUCAGCUGCAGUUACCCACUGGAAUACCUGGUCAACAACACACAGCUGGCCUCGUCAGCAGCUGCAAUCUCAGUGAAGGAAAGCAAUGGUACUUUCAUCAGCACGUUGAAUCUACUGCUUUACAAUGACUCAUCAUACAUUCAGCAGCUGUCCAUCCCCAUGGCAGGACUGACCCUGAAGACGCGGGUGUUUGCAGCUGUAAAAGCUUCUAACCUGGAUAGGAGAUGGAAUGUUCUAAUGGACUACUGUUACACCACACCCUCUGGAAACCCUAACGAUGACCUCCGCUAUGAUCUUUUCUUUAGUUGUGAAAAAGACCCCCAGACUGCCGUCUUUGAAAAUGGGAAGAGCCAAAUGGGCCGCUUUGCCUUUGAAGUGUUCCGCUUCGUAAAGCACAAGAACCAGAAGAUGUCCACUAUCUUCCUGCACUGUGUCACCAAACUGUGUCGAGCAGAUGACUGUCCAAUGCUCAUGCCAAUCUGUGGCAGCAGGAAAAAGAGAGAUGUCUCACAGGGGAAGGAAUCAAACGCUGCAUCUGGGAAUGCUGUCCUGACUGCUGGGCCUAUCAUCACUCGUAGUGAUGAAACACCAACCAACAACUCUCAACUGGGUAAGCCUUCAGCUCCAGUGUUUCAGAUGAACACAGUGACGAGCGCGCUCAUCUCGGGCGUGAUCAUCCUGGGUGUCAUGAGUGUUUGCUUCUUCAUCUUCUCCCUCACCCUCCUCAAAGGCAAAGGCACUCCUGUCAACACCCUGUCUGGACUCCGCAACCCAGCCUUCAACUGAGCACCUGAACCCAACUCUGACACUCCUCCACAACCGACAAUACUAAGUGAUGGGCAGACAACCUGAUGGUUGUGCAUGUAGUCAUUUUACAGGAGAAUAAAAGCUAAAUGUUGAUUUAGAAAACUGUUAACAGGUCUGUACAAUGUGCAUUAGUGUAGAAUAUAACAGGACUUUUUAUAUGUUGUUCUGUACUCUGUGUUUCAACAAUUGUGGCAGGCUAGGCCUCAACCUGCAGGUAAUUAUUUAUCGUGCAGCUUUGACCCACAUAGUGGGGACACUCAUAAAUUAAUUCAAUACCUCAGCUAUAGAGCUUUCAAUUGCAGGGUUUAUAAUUGUAGGUAGAACUCGCACUUCCUUCGUAGAGGCCAAAAUAUUAGAACACUUCAUUGAAAAUAUAACUUGAGAGAAUGAGGGAAACUGUAUACAAUUAAAAGUUAAAACCUUCGAUUAAGUAAUUAAGUGAACUAACAGAAAGCCUCAGGCUUGGGUGUUAAGCUUAAAGUUUUCUUGACAUAAAAUCUAACUUUUAAAAGUAUAUUUAUAUAAUAAUUGGAAAAUCUUUAAUUUAUUAAUAUUGCUACAGUCUUAAUUGUCUGUUCUACCUAAAUAUGUACUUCAUUCACUCUUGAAAUAGUUUAUAUAUGUAAUGUGGCAGCAAUAAAAUGGUUGUUUGAUUUGUACAUGUACCCAAUGUAAUUGUGUAUAACUUUUCCAAACUGUGUUCUUAAAUGCCAUUGAUGAUCUAUUCCUAAAAUGUACAAAUUGUGUACAAUUGUGCAUAUUGCAAAUAUUUCAUUUUGACAUGUGAUUAAA